This is a messenger RNA of Protobothrops mucrosquamatus (brown spotted pit viper), 343 nucleotides long. RefSeq names its product gamma-tubulin complex component 6-like. The transcript has 3 exons. Gene Ontology annotation, cellular component: centrosome; equatorial microtubule organizing center; spindle pole. The record is from RefSeq and is a predicted model, not a curated record. Gene Ontology annotation, biological process: meiotic cell cycle; microtubule nucleation; spindle assembly. The annotation marks the transcript as partial. Lineage: Eukaryota; Metazoa; Chordata; Lepidosauria; Squamata; Viperidae. Gene Ontology annotation, molecular function: gamma-tubulin binding; microtubule minus-end binding.
CACUGAAAUACCUCCCAGACAUGUUCAAACCCAAUGCUCCUGAUGCCCUAACCUGCUUGGACCUACGAUACAAGCUGAAACAUAUGGUAUGGACUCUUAAAGAUGUCUGGUUCCACUUAAAGCGAACUGCAUUAGUAAAACAUGCAUCGAACUCAGUCCAGUUUCGACAACUCCAGCUUUAUAAGCAUGAAAUGCAGCAUUUUGUUAAAGUUAUUCAAGGUUAUAUUGCCAAUCAGAUUUUGCAUGUUACCUGGUGUGAAUUUGGAAAUAAAUUGUCUUCUGUGGGGAAUUUGGAGGAAAUUUACAGAACCCAUGCAGAAUAUCUCAACAAAGCAAUCUUCCG